Molecule: messenger RNA, 339 nt
Organism: Colletotrichum graminicola M1.001
Lineage: Eukaryota; Fungi; Ascomycota; Sordariomycetes; Glomerellales; Glomerellaceae
Exons: 1
Coding region: 1-339 (112 amino acids)
Source: RefSeq, a predicted model, not a curated record
AUGCAGCCAAACCACCGUCCCCCUCAGAAGUUACUUCCCUGGUCCUGGGAGGCUGGCUUUUCUGGACGGACGCUGCAAGCUGCGCUGCCCUGCGCUGCGUUGUGCGGUGCUGCAUAUCUGACCGCCAGUUCAUCAUCAGACCAAAGGACCGAGCCGAGAACACCGUCAGCAUCGGCGAGGCAAGACAAGGCGAGGCAACGACCGGUGAGCAGGACCGGCAAGGGAGGGAGACAGACAGACCGACCACAACACGAGACAAGACAGACUCUUCUUUGUGAGGGGCUGUGGCUCCUUCCUGGUCCUGGUUCCGAGGUCAUGGGCAUGUCCAUGGAAAAAUAA